CUGUCGGGACUUAUUAGUGCUUCUUUGCGGGGCUUUAAAAACAAAAACAGACCUUAAUGGACUCUGGGAGUUAGCGAGACUUUUAGUCUGAGCAAAAAGUUCGGGGUUGUUUACUAGCGCUGGCUGGUUCGGUUACCUGGGAGAGUUAGCUUGUUGCUAACGGCUCGAGCGAGCGAACGACACAGCGGCUCGCGACACUCCGGACUGCGUGUUGUUAUUAUAAUGGCGCUCCGAGCGAGAGUUUUAUACGACUUUAAUUCCGAAAAUCCGGGAGAGAUAUCGGUCAAAGAGAACGAAAUAGUGAAUCUGUACAGCGAACAGGAUAUAGAGGGUUGGUUGGAGGGAACGAACCAGCACGGUGAGCGAGGACUCUUCCCUGCUUCUUAUGUAGAAAUCCUGAAGAACGACAUAUCACCUUCGUACAACAACAACAGCACAAGUCAUGGUGAUGAUGGCUCUAGAUAUUCAAACAUUCCCCCAGGAGGCUUUGAUAACUCCAACAAGACUCAGAAUCAGACUUUCCCAGCACCUCCUGCAGUGCAGCACUAUCAGCAAAGUUAUUCAGCCAGUCAGGGUAGUGAUGAGGACUGGGACGACGACUGGGAUGACAGUUCAACAGUAGCCGAUGAACCCGGGGUCAUCAGCGCCGGUCCCCAUGAUUAUCAAGGUAACGGUCCUAAUACUUACAGAAUUUCUAUGUCUAGAGCCGGAAAUCCACAGCAAGCCAAGAGUUCGGCCACUAUGGGCAAGAAUCUGAACCGGUUCUCGACCUUCGUGAAGUCCGGGGGCGAGGCGUUCGUGCUGGGCGAGGCGGCCGGGUUCGUCAAGGACGGCGACAAGAUCUGCGUGGUGAUGGGUCACCAUGGGCCCGAGUGGCAGGAAAAUCCGUACCCGUUCGCCUGCACCAUCGACGACCCCACCAAGCAAACGAAAUUCAAAGGGAUGAAAAGCUACAUCUCGUACAAGCUGACCCCGAGUAACACUCAAACCCCGGUGAGCCGCAGAUACAAGCAUUUCGACUGGCUGUACGCCAGGUUGGUGGAGAAGUUUCCGGUCAUUUCGGUCCCCCACAUCCCGGAGAAGCAGGCCACCGGGCGCUUCGAGGACGACUUCAUUUCCAAGAGGCGGAAAGGUCUGAUCUGGUGGAUGAACCACAUGACCAGCCACCCGGUCCUCUCCAAGUGCGACGUGUUCCAGCACUUCCUCACCUGCUCCAGCACCGACGAGAAGUCCUGGAAGCUAGGUAAGAGGAAGGCGGAGAAGGACGAGAUGGUCGGGGCCAAUUUCUUCCUCGCCAUCAGCACCCCGGCGACCUCGCUCGACCUCCAAGAGGUCGAGAGCAAGACGGACGGAUUCAAAGCCUUCACCAAGAAGAUGGACGACAGCGUGAUACAGGUCAACGCCACUCUGAACGAGUUCGCGAGGAAGCAGAUCGCCGGGUUUAGGAAGGAAUAUCAGAAGGUCGGCUUGGCGUUUAAGUUUCUCAGCCAGGCUUUUGAGCUUGACCAACAGACGUACUCGGCCGGUCUGAACCAGGCUAUCGCGUAUACCGGUGAGGCCUACGAAGCCAUUGGGGACUACUUUGCAGAGCAGCCGAAACAAGAUGUGGACCCAGUGCUGGACCUCUUGGCUCUAUACCAAGGGCAUCUCGCUAACUAUCCAGACAUCAUCCACGUCCAGAAAGGUGCCCUGACCAAGGUGAAGGAGAGCCAGAGACAUGUGGAGGAGGGCAAGAUGGAGCGGCAGCAGGCGGACGGAAUCGAGGAGCGCUGCAACAUCAUCUCCUUCGCCACGCUGGCCGAGAUCCAGCACUUCCACAACAUCCGUGUGCGCGACUUCAAAGCCCAGAUGCAGCACUACCUGCGGGAGCAGAUCGGCUUCUUCCAGAAGGUCACGGGCAAGCUGGAGGAGGCGCUCAGAAAGUACGACGACGCCUAGGUCCGCCGCGUCCGCCCCGAGCGAGAUGCAAGGUGAACGGCAGCCGGCCCCCGGCUAUGGAGAUCUAUUCUCUACAUGUUACAGCUAUACAGGGCUAAAUUAAAUUAAAUAUGAAGUGAACGUUUAGAAGGGGGAUUGAUGUUAAGCCUCUCUAGGAGAGGUGCUUAUUUAGGGAAGGGGGGAGCUCUGUAAACUGAACUGAACUCAGCGGCGAACUGCGAAUGAUGCACAACCCUAACAAAGCAAAUUCUAAGUGCUAAUUCUACUAAUGCAACAUUACAGACUGUUUUCCUCACACACUGAUGCCUCAGAUUUUAUAGAUCGACUUUUAAUCGUGUCCUUACAUAUAGUGGAUCUGGUCUGCACAGUUUUCUUAUCUCAAUCCAGGCUUGGGACCUGCCCCGAGAGCGCACUGACAAGGAUCUCAGAGGGGCACUUUUCCCCUCGGUCUCGCCAGCUGAUAGCAGUGCUGAGAUUUAAACCCUGGAUCACCAGAGCUCAGCAGUACUAGGCUACUAGAGUACUCAGAGUUACCUCUGCGCCAAUUUACUGCCGACCUUCGAAAAAUCUCAUGCCUUUCAAGGUCAGAUGAUCUAAUACGAGACGUUUACAGAUAUUCGUGCCUUUACGCUCUUUCUUUUACAGAAUUCUAUACGCAUUAUAUAUUAUCCUUGUUUUUAAAGGUUUUAAUACAGAUGCUAAAGCAAGAAGAACUGAAUCAUUGACUUCACAUGUAAUCUGGAAGACUAGAAGAAAGAAGCAAACCAAGUAGUCGUUGAUAAUGAGACUGUGCAGGGAUUUAAAAAAUAUAUGUACAUAUAUAUUUAUAUAUACACUGAUCAGCCAUAACAUUAAAACCACCUUGUUUCUACACUCACUGUCCAUUUAGAAGCACUUUGUAGUUCUACAAUUACUGACUGUAGUCUAUCUGUUUCUCUACAUACCUUUUAGCCCGCUUUCACCCUGUUCUUUAAUGGUCAGGACCUAUUUAGGUGGUGGAUCAUUCUCAGCACUGCAGUGACACUGACAUGGUGGUGGUGUGUGUUGUGCUGGUAUUAGUGGAUCAGUGUCACUGUCCACUCUUAGACACUCCUACCUAGAUGGUCCACCUUGUAGCUGUUUGAGUCGAGUGGUCGAGUCCAGUGGUCACAGGACGCUGUUGGCUGGAUAUUUUUGGUUGGUGGACUAUUCUCAGUCCAUCAGUGACAGUGAGGUGUUUAAAAACUCCAUCAGUAUUGCUGUGUCUGAUUCACUCAUACCAGCACAACACACACUAACACACCACCACCAUGUCAUUGUCACAGCAGUGCCGAGAAUGAUCCACCACCUAAAUAAUACCUGCUCUGUUGUGGGUCCUGAAAUUUAAAGAAUUGAUAGGGGGCUAACAAAGCAUGCAGAGAAACAGAUGGAUUACUACAGUCAGUAAUUGUAGAACUAUAAAGUGCUUCUAUAUGGUAAGUGGAGCUGAUAAAAUGGACAGCGAGUGUAGAAACGAGGUGGUUUUAAUGUUAUGGCUGAUCGGUGUGUGUACAUAUAUAUAUAAAUAUAUUAUGAAUUUAAAAGCACAGCUCACUCAGGACUUGCUCAUGAUGGAUUUUGUUUUAUUUCGUCAAAGCUAAACAUCUGGAUUGCUCAGAAAUGUCACAAAACCCUUUUAUCAAAAUAAACCCUGCACAUGA
This is a messenger RNA of Trichomycterus rosablanca, 3617 nucleotides long. It is a transcript of the gene snx18a, whose product is annotated as sorting nexin 18a. Gene Ontology annotation, molecular function: phosphatidylinositol binding; protein binding. NCBI's taxonomy places the organism in Eukaryota, Metazoa, Chordata, Actinopteri, Siluriformes, Trichomycteridae. Gene Ontology annotation, cellular component: cytoplasmic vesicle; plasma membrane. Bases 223 to 1938 code for a protein of 571 amino acids. The record is from RefSeq and is a predicted model, not a curated record. Gene Ontology annotation, biological process: endosomal transport; plasma membrane tubulation; protein transport. The transcript has 2 exons.